UCAACAGCCGACCACAUUGUGCCUCAUAUUUCAAAGACCUUUUAAUGUGGACUCACAGCCACUGCAAUCUCUCCUCUCCAAGCCUAUAAAUAGACAUCAAAAUUGAACUUCAAUUUCAUUCCAUUCAAUUCCAACCAAUCAACUAAAGAGGGAAAUGGGUUCAAAAACAAUUGCUUUCCUUGGCCUUUUUCUGGCCGUUGUUCUUCUCAUCACCUCCGAGGUGACAGCCAGGGAUUUGGCUGAGACAACCCCUUCUACUACUUCAACUAAAGCUGCUAAACAGACUAAUGGGUUUGAUGAUGCCAAGUAUUAUGAUGGUGACGGUGGAUACAGAGGUGGGGGGUAUGAAGGUGGCGGACGGGAUGGAUAUGGAGGCGGCGGGUAUGGAGGUGGUGGCCGAGGUGGAUAUGGAGGCGGCGGGUAUGAAGGUGGCGGACACGGUGGAUAUGAAGGCGGCGGGUAUGAAGGUGGCGGACACGGUGGUGGAUAUGAAGGCGGCGGGUAUGAAGGUGGCGGACGCGGUGGAUAUGAAGGCGGCCGAGGUGGAUAUGGUGGCGGCGGAUACGGAGGCGGCCGAGGAGGAUAUGGAGGCGGCGGGUACGGAGGUGGCGGACGUGGUGGAUAUGGAGGCGGCCGAGGAGGAUAUGGAGGUGGCCGAGGUGGAUAUGGUGGUGGAGGAUACGGAGGUGGCCGAGGAGGAUACGGGGGCGGCCGAGGUGGAUAUGGAGGCGGUGGUUACGAAGAAGAGAACUAGCUUUAUAUAUAGGUGCUAAUAUUUAAGAUAUCCGUGCACCUUGGUAGAGUACGUACGAAUAAUGGGGAAAAUCUAACCAAGCCCUUCAGAUUAAUAGUCAUGUAGCAGUUUCUCUGUUUGGGCAAGGUUUGUAUUUUUCUAUGUUUGGUUUUCAACUUGUGUAAAGUCGUAAUAUUAUUGGUAUGUUUCGAAGUACAAGGAGCUAUAAGUUCGAAUA
This is a messenger RNA of Rhododendron vialii, 971 nucleotides long. RefSeq lists its product as uncharacterized. The transcript has 3 exons. Bases 155 to 754 code for a protein of 199 amino acids. The record is from RefSeq and is a predicted model, not a curated record. Lineage: Eukaryota; Viridiplantae; Streptophyta; Magnoliopsida; Ericales; Ericaceae.